CUCGUUUAUUGAUCGUCGGUGGCCAUCCAAGAUGGCGCCGAGGGUGGCGUUCGCGCUCAGUCUGAUCCUCGUCAUCGGACACUUUGAGGAAGGACCGGCUUCCCUAGCCAAGACUUUCACGUUUCCAGAGUACCCCUACAAGGAGACUACCAAGAACGAAUUCCUCUUCCGACAAUUCGAGCAAGCUUGCGAAGAGAGCGGUGCUUGCAAAAUGUUAUCGCAACAGGCGAGCAGCGUCGCCAAAACACGAUGCAUCCGGGAAUGCGUUUCUCCUUCUUGCUAUAAAGAAAUUUACUUGUUCGAUCAGCUGGAGGAGGGAGAGAUCGACGUCAGGUUAAACUCUUUUAAGGGCUGUUUUAUGCAACGUAACGCACGUCCGCGCAAAUAAAUAAGACAUGCCUUUCGACCCGUCGAAACGUCGAUGUAUCUAUUGCUAACCGCUAUCCUGGAAAAGUCAACGUUCUUUCUGCUUACGUCGACGACGAACAAGCGGAUUUUGAAAAAGAAGAGCUAGCUAAACAAUAAAGAGACGCGUUACUCACAUCUUUGGCGACGACAUUUAGAUAAUCUUUUUCUACUUUUUGUAUGCACAAAUGACUGUAAUGGAAUAUUGCACAGCGUAUUAAAAAUAAUCUGCAAACCUCACCUUCCUCGUUUCCAAAGAUACGAACGUUCGUCAUCUUGUAGCCUUUGAAAAAGGAUAACUAAACCAAGAUAUUUAUAUAAAAAUUGUACCGACGGAGAAUACUAUAUUUGAAGAAUAUAUAGACGCGACACGAUCGUACUCACCGCGUGAUACAAUCGUGAGCACGCCUCAUCCUCGUCUUCGGAUUUGAGAAAAUCCACGUAUUCCGAUAAUUGUUCCAUAGUUUCGUCGAAAGGUGACUUGAACAAAGAUCUUGAGUUAAACGGCACUUCGUCGUCGCUGUAUAUCUUUCGAUAGCGAAGCCACGUGGUGACGAAAUGAAGAAAAUGAGAAGACCGAUAGCGAGUUUUUACUAUUCCGAUAACGAGAUCGUAGUUACUAAUGGCAGUACAUAGGUGAUACAUCAGUGUCUCUACUUUGACGUGACAAAACUUGAGAACGUCGGCCAGGCAUUGAUAAACAAUUUCUCUUUCCGCUGGAAUGCUCUGUCGCGAAAAUAAUCGAACGAUCAAAUCGACCAAUCGAUCCGUUACGACCUUACCUUUAGAUCGCACUUACGCAGACUCACCUUCGAGUGAAUAACAUGAAGCAUCUCGUAAAUAUCUAGAAUCGUUGUGAUUUCGUCUUUAUCUGCUCCGUUAAAGGAAACGUCUUUCAACGUUACAGCCAUUCCUGCAUUGUUUUGACUCAACAACUCGUGUAAAAAUUCCAAGCCAUUCGAACAAACCGGUCCUGACUUUUCUACGAUCCACAAAAGGGCAUAUAAUUCGCGCAUUUCGAUCGUUACGGGUUUGACGCACUAUAAAUAAAACAUUUUUCGAGUAGAUUUCACGAUAUCUUUUUUAUAUCGCAGUAAUUAUUAUAUUUCCGUUUCCUCUUACCUCGAUCGAAGAUCGUGAUUGAAAAUGAAUAAUAAAAGCGAGGAAUUUCAACGAAAUUGCAGAUAAUAUCGACUCGUCUUUGGAAAACGCAUAAUCGCGUAAUUUCUUCAAUAAUUUCGUCUCAUUCACGUACUUUGAAAGAACUGUAAAACGCACAUUCUUCCCUUUAAUUGUAUCUCUCAUUUAGAUAUUAUACAUUCUAGUACCGUUUUAUUUUAGCCUGAUCCUUUCGAUGCCACUCACUUUUUAGAUAAUUGCGUGCCGUAGAAGCGACAAGUACGAUGUAUGCCUGCUUUACAAGUAAUUUCUGAAAAUUGACAUCUACGUCCUCGGUUAAAAUCAUUUUUAUGAGAGCAUCUGCGCACAUCUUCAUUGUAUUUGUUGACAAAUAACGAGGCUCCAACGUACUAGAUAGUUCAAGCACCGCUUCAAUAUGUUCAACUAUAAAUAAUGUCACGAUAUAUAUGUGUACGUAUGCGUGUGUAUACAUACGUACACACACGUGUGCGUAUAUAAAUACGCGCGUGUGUGUGUGUACAUACGGACGAUAUGACAGAGAUAAAGGAACGUCUAUUGUAAUCUUUCAAGAAAGUAUAAACAUAGAAAUUAAAUACUUCGAUUUGGACUGCCGGACAACAGAACACUUGGAAGCAUGUUCCAAACUAUAUCGGCGAUCUCGUCGCAAUUACCAAUCUGCAUUGAUUGACGUAUUCCUUUUACAGCUAAGCGAACGACGCCAUCGAGACUUCCAUUUUGUACUAUAAUCUGCGUUUAAAAGGUUAUAGUAAGCGAGAUAAUUAUGUAAAUUUAAAGAGUCGUGAGGUAACGAGGUCGGAGGGUAGUAGGAGACGUUGCGUGUACCAGUAAACAAUGCCUAACGACGCUGUGACAAUCGAGCUUCAAGAGAGGUGCGAUGUCACCGUCCGAUUCUAUCAGCCACAUAUCCAUCACUCUGUAUCGUAAGUCGUUCGUUAUCUCUGGGCAUUUAAGAGAGAAAUGUAAGAGCUCGAUAUGAUGAGUGUAACACUGGCUUAAUUCCGAGUAUUGUAAAGCCAUUGUUAAUUUUUUCACCGCAUUUCCGUAUUCGCAGUUUUUGUCCGGUGAUGGAUGAGACAAAAAUGAUACCUAGGUAAUAGAAAUUUUACAAUAAUAAAAAGACCAAAACUCGUUUAGAAUAGAGUUUCUAUCUUGUCGAUAAGAACAAAUAAACUUACAGCGAAUAAAAACCAUAAUGGCUUUAGAGUUGGUACGGUUAUCGAUCGAAGGUCCUCUAGUAUCAACAGCCUUUUAAUCAGAGAUUCGAACGAAAUCAUGUCGAGUCUGAAACAAAACGAUAAUCAGUCCUUCAAAAACGACUACCCACCUACGUGUAUUACAUAGGAAAUCAAAAGAGGGGAGGAGGGGGAGAGAAAGAGUAAAAAAAACUCACUCCCUAGUCGCAUGAUAAUGAUAGUAGAGAGAGAUCAUUAAAGCUGUAUUACGGUCAUCGGGAAUCGCAACUACGUCGGUCCACUGCUCGAGAUCACUCGGCAGAGAGAGAAAUCCGUCGAACAUCCUACUUGAAAACACAUUGACGCCCUCGGGCAACUUGUCGAUCGAUAAAGAAUAUUUUGCUAAAGCGAUCAAUGUCCGCGUCAAUAAGAUACAAAUACUUCGUCGUUGGUGCGAUCUGAAGGAUUUUUUUAUCUGAUUAAAAAAAUAUUAAACGUUUACAGAUAACCGUACGGCUUCUAUCAAUCGUAUUGUACUUACGAAAGUUGCGCGCUAAGACGUAAGAAAUAUUUUAGAUAACCGUUUCCUGCUAAAUGAUUAGCUAUAUCCUCUUGUCUAAAAUCUCUCAUAUCGUACAUGUUGUUGAGGCAGGAAACAAAACUAUUGUAACAUUUGAAGGAAUUCUCUUGAUCCAAGCGUACGUUCUGUUCGAGAGCGAAUACAUAAUUACACGUUAUUCGGCGUCCAGCUUUUUAAUAGAGCUCAUAUAUAUUUGAUAUUUUAUGUUUUAGCCUUACUUUGAUACGCGGUAUGAUGGUAUACAUAACGAUUGCAUAAAUAGUCUUUGCGAGAGAUAUUUUGUCCCGCAUCGGAGUCAUAUUACCAACCUCGUCAACGUCCGUCAGAUAAUCCUUGUCGCAAAAUCUACGAGACGUAUGCAUAUUCCGUCCUAAAUAUGUAUCUUCUUAUCGUCAUUGACGAAACAAAAAGCCGAACAAACGUUAAAACUUUACCGUAUGCUGGAAGCGCAAAGGCAGCAUAAACCGACAAUAGCGUUCGUCGCUGCGUACUCUUCCUCGUAAUCAUGCUCCAGGAUAUCUUUCAUCGAUUUUAUCGACUCGUUGCAAACAUCGAUAAUCAAUCUCUCAUCUUCGUUUUCGCACCCGUCCAAAGUUACGUAUUCGAGUACGACGUUUAAAACGUCGAUAAUCGUAAACCUUAAUACAUAGGAUAAGCAUCUUUGGCUCGUCUCCUUGAUGAACGAAAAAAUUUGAUUGAUAGCGCAUACGUUGUCGACGUCAAUUCCUAAUUUUUUCGCGCUGAAAAUAUAAAAACUAUUCUCGAGAUUUUUACCAAUAACAACUCGUAAAAAGUAAUCGCUGUUACGAAUUGUUAUUAAUAAAGGCAUGCGUUGACAAAUACAUAUUAUUACUUGAAUAAUAUAUCGCGAAUAGCACGAAGGAGCUUUUCCAAAGAAGGACAUAUUUCUACAUCCGUGGACAUUCCAACGUAAUGCGCAAGACGAAGCAAAGAGCUCACAGCUUCCGCGGCGACCUGACUUUCGUAAAACUUUCGAUGUUCGCUCGCUAAUGCCAAACACUCGAGAGCGGGUCUGUAAGGAUGUACGAAUAAACGAAACGACUGAUGAUGUGUCGAUCGUAUCGGUGAUAAUAUAAUGAAAUUAUACGAAUAUAAAGUAUUUUACGUUAUAAGCGGUUCCCGAAAAGUCUUUAAAACGUCACACAGAGUCGAAAUUAUAUCGAAUUUGAUGAGCUUCGUAAAAACGCUACUUCGAAUGGCAUGGACUUGAGAUUUUAGAAGAACCGUCAGUUGUUCCAACGCAGACAUUUGCGAUUUCUCCUUCGGCAACAUUAAAUUCCUUUUUAUUCGUGGCAACAAGUGAUCCAGAUUUUCUGACUUUAAUUGAAAUAAUUCCUCCAUGCCCGAUCCGUGCGCUGUUACAUUACGCGUUAUUAAUUAAUCUGUAUACGUACGAACGUAUAUAGUACCUGUUUAUCGAUCACGUUCGUUCAACACUCCUUGGAAAGAUAAUCACCAUUAGAGGAAUAUUUUUCAAGUAUGUACUUACUUCCAACCUACAAACGGGAGGUACGACGUUACAGUAUUAUUACGUAUAGAUGGUGCUGUUAAAUCUUUACCGACCAAGCACCGAUACCGGUAAUCACUUACGAAGAAGAUACUUGUAAAUCUUUCGAAGAUGCAAACUCGAUCCUAUAAUAAUCGCAAAAAAUCGCAAUAUUAUUACUACCGUUCUAUUUAAGGAUAUUGUUGGGCUUAUCGACGAGCAAUAAUGUUGUUAAUGGAUGAAAAAUAUUUACGAUAAUCUACGUAUCAUUAAUGUUACAAUAAAUACAUAAUAAAGAUA
Vespula vulgaris is the source of this 5125-nucleotide messenger RNA. RefSeq lists its product as uncharacterized. NCBI's taxonomy places the organism in Eukaryota, Metazoa, Arthropoda, Insecta, Hymenoptera, Vespidae. Bases 32 to 388 code for a protein of 118 amino acids. The record is from RefSeq and is a predicted model, not a curated record. The transcript is spliced from 3 exons.